AUGAGAAAAAGAGCAUCGGAUAUUAGAAUUCCAAAAAAUAUGCCAGUUUAUGAAAUAGAAUUAGCAAAUGUAACAGAGAAUCACCCUUUAGAAGAUGGAAUUUUUAUUAUUAUCCUUUCUGAUAAUAAGUUGUGUCUUGGCAAAGUAAUAGCUAAAUAUCAAAAAAUUGGAGAACGUCAUGCACUGUACCCAAUAUGUGUAAGAUAUGUGUAG
Messenger RNA from Rhizophagus irregularis DAOM 181602=DAOM 197198, 213 nucleotides. The record is from RefSeq and is a predicted model, not a curated record. Lineage: Eukaryota; Fungi; Glomeromycota; Glomeromycetes; Glomerales; Glomeraceae.